AUGACAAGGAACUACAGAUACAAGAGCAAGCCGUCAAUACACGAUUCUAGAUUGGGACCGUACGACAUACUGUGUGGACGAACGAGUCAUGCCUACAACAAUGUCGGAAAUCGAAGGUUUCGAGUCACCAUUCGUAUGUACCUUUUGCGAUACCAGCGAUUGCAAUUGAGGGCAGACAGAAAGAUCUUUAUCUUUUACCUUACAAAGCUAUUCCGUGAAGAGAUUGGGUUUCGUUUUCUCAAAAUGGAAGCAGGAGACUUUCAUGACAUUGGAGAAGUGGAAACACGAAAGAAAAUUGGCCAUGCACUUUUGGAUCAAACUGUAAAGCAUCCAAUCCAGGAGGCAACUCCCACGCCGGCAGCUUCAAGUUGUUCACCACCAGUGCUCCUACGCAAGGUGACGGACGUCCAGAAAAAGAAGCCGUUGAGGUCAAUAUUAAAGGCGCCACCAGUAUCAAUUCAAUCUCAACUGAUGGGGUCAUCGUCAUCGUUAGCAUCAUCAUCAUCUAGCAGCAUGACUGAAGAUCAACAGGUUCGAAGAGUCAGCUUACCGUUAUCAGAGCCGUCACCAUACCACAAGAUUCUCCCCAUGCCGAGUCGUGUACAAGGUGUCUCCAAGAAGACAAUCGCCACUUAUCCUCCUCCAAUGAAAACGAAACAGUGUGUGACCAAGCUAGAGUCCGAAAUUUGUAUGCUAUUGGUUGGGAUGAACAAACAAAAUGACUUGCCACCAAAUCAGCAACGGUGUGCUGUCUAA
Cylindrotheca closterium is the source of this 756-nucleotide messenger RNA. Lineage: Eukaryota; Bacillariophyta; Bacillariophyceae; Bacillariales; Bacillariaceae. The record is from the annotation of a GenBank genome assembly.